CAAUAAAUAACAAUAAUUACCGUCAUCCUUUGAAUUCGAGAGAUUUCAAAUCUUAGAUUACCAGCGGUUGACUUAACACUUCUUUUUUUUGAAUUUGAACUCAUCAAGUUGUCUCCAUCUUCAAAAAAACCAGAAAAAUCCUCUUUAAUCAAAAGAAGUCGCAAUUGGCUAAACAUGUCGUCCUUUAAACCAGCUUCUCAUCAUCACCCUUCUUCUGUUGCGUCGGGUAGCACUGCUGCAGCUUCUGCUCGUAAUGGCAAGUCAUUCAGUACUUCAAGUGCAGCAUCUGGGGCAUCUCAUCAUCAUCAACCCCAAGUAAGUGAUGCACAAAUUGCAGAAUCCAGAAAAAGACAGUCUAAGCGUGAUGAUGCUAUUAGACGUAAAAUUGAACAUGACUUGAGUAAAAAGAAAAAGGGUAGUACUAGACUGAAUCGUUAUAAGAAAGCUGUUCCAGGUACCGUUUUAUCUUUAAGACCUUCUGAACCAAUUAUUUGUAAAACCUCAUCAACAGUUUAUGAAGUAUCUCAAUUAAUGUCUGCUAAGAGAGAAAAUUGUAUUUUAGUUGUGAAUGACACUGGAGAAUUAUUAGGUAUUUUCACUGCCAAAGAUUUAGCUUUCAGAAUUGUUGGAUCAGGCUUAAAUGCAAAUGUGGUUACCAUUGAUCAAAUUAUGACUCCAAAUCCAAUGUGUGCUAAUGCUAAUAAUCCAGCCCUGGAAGCUUUAACUUUAAUGGUUGAAAAAGGAUUUAGGCAUUUACCAGUUCUUGAUGAUAAUAAUCAUAUUGUAGGCGUUCUUGAUAUCACUAAAUCUUAUGCACAACAAAUGGAAAAAUUAGAAAGGGUUCAUGCAUCUUCUAAAAAAUUAUAUGAAGCUUUAGAUUCUGUACAACUGGAAAUUGGUAUAAGUCAACAGCCUUUACAAGUCUUUCAAUAUUUUGAAAAUUUGAAAAGUAAAAUGAACAAUCCAACUUUAGAUUCAGUUCUUGAUCAUACUACCACUCCUAUUUAUACUAAUGUUAAAACUUCAGUUUAUGAAGCUACCGUUUUGAUGAAAGAGAAUAAAACUACAGCAGUGUUGGUCAAUGAUACUAAUGACGAAGUUACCGGUAUUUUCACUUCAAAAGAUGUUGUUCUUAGAGUAAUUGCAGCAGGUUUGGAUCCUAAAAAAUGCUCAAUCGUUAGAGUAAUGACUCCACAACCUGAUGUGGCUCUGCAUGAUAAAUCAAUUCAAGAGGCCUUAAGACAAAUGUUUGAUGGUCAUUAUCUUAAUUUACCUGUUGUGGAUGAUGAUCAUGAAAUUAUUGGUAUUGUUGAUGUUUUAAAAUUAACUUAUGCAACCUUGAAUCAAAUCAAACAAAUUGAAGCAGAAGAAGAAGAACAACAACUCAAUGAUAACCCUGAGGCUCCACGUGCUAGUAAUGGGAAUGCAGAAGGACCAGCUUGGAAUAAAUUUUGGACUUCAUUAGAUCAUGAAGAUGCAAGUUCAACUCAUUCAGAUUCAGUUACUGGAAGUGCACCUGAAGUUACCCCUUCCGAAUUCAAUGGGUUUAGUAUUGAUAAUUUAAAACCAACCGAUUCGAUUUCAUUUGUUGGAGAUUCUCAACAACACAUUGAUACUCCAGUUGAACCAAUAAUUGAAGAAGAAAAGAAAGAAGAAGAAAUAAAAGUUAAUACUGAAAUACCUUUCACCUUCAAGUUCAAGUCACCAGCUAUUGAAGGAAGAGUUCAUAGAAUCUCCUUGGUUCCAACUGAAGGAUUAGUUAAGUUAAGAGAAUUGAUUGAUUUUAAAUUACAUCCAAAAGACUUUGAAUUCUUGAGAGUUAUUCAAGGAGGUCCAGAAAAUUAUGCUAUAUCCUAUGUUGAUGAUGAAGGAGAUGUUGUUUCGAUUACUUCUGACACGGAUUUGAUUGAUUGUGUUAAAAUCAAUCAACUUUUGCAAAAUGAUAAAGCUGAUUUAUAUAUUCAUAAUCCAAAUGAGCAUGCACCAAUCAAUGAUAUUAGACAAAUCAAACGUGAUACCAAGAAACCAAGCAACCAAAUAAUUGAAGGUGUUUCGAACGAAGUAUUGAUUGGUGGUGGUUUGGCAGUUUUGGCUUCGCUGAUAAUAAUUGGAUUCAGUCUUGGGAGAAGAUAGAGUGUUUUUUUGCUUUUUAGAUUUAUU
This is a messenger RNA of Hyphopichia burtonii NRRL Y-1933, 2160 nucleotides long. RefSeq lists its product as uncharacterized. Gene Ontology annotation, molecular function: protein binding. The record is from RefSeq and is a predicted model, not a curated record. The transcript has a single exon. Bases 175 to 2133 code for a protein of 652 amino acids. NCBI's taxonomy places the organism in Eukaryota, Fungi, Ascomycota, Pichiomycetes, Serinales, Debaryomycetaceae.